Argentina anserina (silverweed cinquefoil) is the source of this 1490-nucleotide messenger RNA. RefSeq lists its product as uncharacterized. Gene Ontology annotation, biological process: L-threonine biosynthetic process. The coding region runs from base 85 to 1224 and encodes 379 amino acids. NCBI's taxonomy places the organism in Eukaryota, Viridiplantae, Streptophyta, Magnoliopsida, Rosales, Rosaceae. The record is from RefSeq and is a predicted model, not a curated record. The transcript is spliced from 7 exons. Gene Ontology annotation, molecular function: protein dimerization activity; NAD binding; aspartate-semialdehyde dehydrogenase (NADP+) activity.
UUCAUCAACACUAAACAAACAACAACCAAAGUAACAAACUUUCAGCUUAGAACCCAAAACCCUUCCCGCCGCCAAUUUCAACUAAUGGCCGCCACUCUCGCCAAAACCGCCCUAUUCGGCGGCGCCGUCCGCAUUCCCGGGCCCACCAGCACCACAAGGUCCAGCUCCGCCGCCCCAUUCCGCGUCCGGAUGGCCCUCCAGGACUCGGGCCCCUCCCUCGCCGUCGUCGGCGUCACCGGCGCCGUAGGGCAGGAGUUCCUCUCCGUCCUCCACGACCGUGACUUCCCCUACCGCUCCAUCAAAAUGCUCGCCUCCAAGCGCUCCGCCGGCCAGAAGCUCGACUUCCAGGGCCGCAACUACACCGUCGAGGAGCUCACCGCCGCCAGCUUCGACGGCGUCGACAUCGCCUUGUUCAGCGCUGGAGGGUCCAUCAGCAAAGAGUUCGGGCCCAUUGCUGUGGAGAAGGGGACGAUUGUGGUUGAUAACAGCUCGGCGUUCCGGAUGCAGGUCGGCGUGCCGUUGGUGGUGCCGGAGGUGAACCCGGAGGCGAUGGAGGGAAUCAAAUCCGGGAAAGGAAAGGGUGCUCUUAUUGCUAAUCCUAAUUGCUCCACCAUUAUUUGCUUGAUGGCUGCUACUCCUCUACAUCGUCACUCCAAGGUGAAACGUAUGGUGGUUAGCACGUAUCAGGCUGCUAGUGGAGCUGGUGCUGCUGCUAUGAGAGAGCUUGAGCAGCAAACUCAUGAGGUUCUGCAAGGGAAGCCAGUAACUUGUGAGAUAUUUAAGCGGCAGUAUGCUUUUAAUUUGUUUUCCCACAAUUCAGCGGUCCUUCCAAAUGGAUAUAAUGAAGAGGAAAUGAAACUAGUCAAGGAGACACGCAAAAUAUGGAAUGACAAGGAUGUCAAGGUGACUGCCACAUGCAUACGAGUUCCUGUAAUGCGGGCGCAUGCUGAGAGUGUAAAUCUUGAAUUUGAGAGUCCCCUUGAUGAGGACACUGCAAGGGAAAUUCUGAAGAAAGCUCCUGGUGUGGUGGUUAUUGAUGACCGUGCAGCUAAUAACUUCCCUACUCCUUUGGAGGUGUCAAACAAAGAUGAUGUUGCGGUUGGCAGAAUCCGCCGUGAUGUGUCCCAAGAGGGCAACUAUGGGUUGGACAUCUUUGUCUGCGGUGAUCAAAUACGCAAAGGAGCUGCACUUAAUGCUGUUCAGAUUGCUGAGUUGUUGCUAUAGUCAACUGUGAUUUCAAUGGUGAGGUUCCUCACCAUCUAAUCUAUUUGCAGAGAUGAAGUGAUUUGAUAUCUUCGUAGUUAUGUUUUAGCCUUUAGAUGGGGUUGUGAGGUGAGACGGAACAAAUCCAAGCAGUUUUUGUAGACUAGUUAUUCAUUUUCAAUGCAACUGUUAACAUUAUAUCCUUACAUUUGGAGGAAUUGUUAGAAUAAACCUAUAAUUCAAUUCAGAUGUUGUUUUGAUUAAAGUGUAUGCCAAAACUAAAUUGG